Molecule: messenger RNA, 489 nt
Organism: Medioppia subpectinata
Lineage: Eukaryota; Metazoa; Arthropoda; Arachnida; Sarcoptiformes; Oppiidae
Source: the annotation of a GenBank genome assembly
UUGAGUGAAUUGUCUGUCAGACCACCCGAUGAGACGCCCGAACAGAGGAGACAACGAAAGUGUGAACUCAAGGAAUACCGAAAAGAGCGACGACUGGAGAAGAAGGCCAACAAAGAGGCGUUUAAAUCGGAAAAUAUAAGACUCCAUAAAGAAUUAGUGUCCGACGAGUCAAUGGAUGGCAAUAGGGAUGAGAGCGAGAAGUGUAUCCAAUUGGCGAAGAUCUUCGCGGCCAACAGUGAGACUCAGAAAGCCAUCAAAUACUUGAUUAAAGCCCAACGACUCUAUCCAUCGCAAGUGGCCAACGAUCUAUUAGAGAAGUUACAGAACGAAGACAGCGGUGAGAGAGUGGAUGAAACGGAUCCACAACCGGAGUCGACGCCGGGCGAGCCGUCGGGACCGCGAUCUCGGUCUCGAUCUAACAGUUUUGGCCGAAACGGUGACAAAUCUAAUCUAAACAGUAACUCAAACGCGGGUUAUAGUCAGCCCACG